Molecule: messenger RNA, 2070 nt
Organism: Aureobasidium namibiae CBS 147.97
Lineage: Eukaryota; Fungi; Ascomycota; Dothideomycetes; Dothideales; Saccotheciaceae
Product: Di-copper centre-containing protein
Exons: 6
Coding region: 1-2070 (689 amino acids)
Molecular function (GO): oxidoreductase activity
Source: RefSeq, a predicted model, not a curated record
AUGAUCAACAUCGAUGGCGACCUCGUGGACGCUGGACGUCUCGAGGCCCGUCAAUCAGGAGGAAAGAUUCCUGUUACUGGAGUCACUGGAAACGGUGUUCAACCUAGAAUGGAACUUCGUGUUAUGCAGCAACAGUAUCCCGACAUGUUCAAUGUCUUCCUUCUCGGUCUUCGCAGCUUCAUGCAAGUGAGCCAGUCGGACCCUCUCUCAUACUAUCAGAUUGCCGGUAUCCACGGAAGACCUUACGUUCCUUGGGAUAACAUUGGCACUGCUCCUGGAUAUGGCGGUGGUUACUGCACUCACACUUCUAACAUGUUCCUGCCGUGGCACCGACCUUACCUGGCUCUUAUCGAGCAAGAGCUCUACAAGCACGUUCAACAGGCUGCACAAUCUUUCCCCGCUGGUGCUACCAGAGACAAGUACGUUGCCGCAGCUCAAAAUUGGCGUUACCCUUACUGGGACUGGGCUGUAACACCCUGCAACGGAUGCUCGACCUUCCCCACUCAAUUGAGCAACCAAUGGGCCACUGUCACCACUCCUACUGGUGUGCAGACGAUUGCCAACCCUCUUUUCCGUUAUGAUUUCCACCCUGUCUCGGUCUCUGACAUGGUCUACAAUCCCUUUGCAUCCUGGGACGUUACCAAAAGAUACCCUACUUCGUGGGAUAACUCCGCAAGCAGUCAAAACAACUUGCUCAACGGUAUCUUCGCCAACAGUCAGGUGAACUUCCGCGACCGUCUGUACAACCUUUUCACCAACUACAACAACUUCCAUCAAUUUGGUGACUCGGCAUGGAUCACUGCUAGCUCGACCAAUGCCGACAGUCUUGAGUCGAUCCACGAUGGUAUUCACUCGAGUGUUGGUAACAACGGACACAUGACCUACCUCGACUACGCUGCUUUUGACCCUGUGUUCUGGUUGCAUCACGUUAUGGUCGACCGCAGUUUCGCAUUGUGGCAGACUAUCCACACUGACAGCUAUGUUCAACCUCUCGCAGCAGUCGGCAGCACAUUCACCUACCCUGCCGGAACAGUCAACGAUGUGAACUCACCUCUUACCCCCUUCUUCAAGGAUACGGCCGGCACUAACUGGACUUCGUCUGAUGUGCGCGACUGCACUAAACUUGGUUACACCUACCCCGAGCUUCAGAACGGUGCUACUGCUUCUAGCGUUCGUGCAGCUAUCAACAAGCUCUACGGAAAGAACUCUUCUCCUGUCGAUCUUUCUGCAAGCAUCGAUCGUGACAAUAUGACUGGCGCACCGUACUCGAACAUGACCGUCGGCACAAACAGUACCGACGAUUACCACCACGAGUACAUCUGCAACGUUGUGUCGCAGAAAUUCGCCAUGAACGGAUCAUACGCCGUCUAUGUCUUCCUGGGUAAUGUUUCCUCCAACUCUACUGAGGAACUCCAACUCUCGCGCAACCUUGUCGGUACUUACUCUGUCUUCUCCAACAUGCCCUCCGAUGACAACCACAUGGCAAACAUGGAUCUCAAGAUCACUGGUACCGUUCCCUUGACCACCGCUCUCCUUGCCAAGCAACAGAGUGGAGAGUUGAGCAGUAUGCGCCCAGUCCACGUCGAGCCAUACCUUCGUAAGAACCUUCAGUGGAGAGUGGCCAAGUACAAUGGAGGAGAAGUUGCUGUUGCAGAUGUACCCGAUCUUUCGCUUAACGUUGUAUCGUCUCCCAUCGUACCUGCUGCCGAUGAAACCGAGUUCCCUCAGUGGGGAGCUUUCACUGCUCUCACCAGUGUGACUGCAGGCAAGCCUGGUGGUUACAGCGCUGAGUACUGGCAAUGCCCUGAGGAUGGCUCAUCUUUCGAGAAUGGCUACAUCCGCCCCGCCACUCUCCCUGCUACAUCGCCUGCAACCAGCGCGUCCAGCGCCUCCAGCGCCAGCAGCCCUUACGGUAAUGGUACCGAUGUCUCGCCAGUUGCUCCUCAGGGUACUGCAGCUGGUACUGGGUCAGUAAACCCUAUGUCACCCACAACCUACACCGGCUCUGCCAGCAUCAUGAGCUUUUCUGGUUAUGCCGUCGUUAUGGCAGCCGCAGCUCUUCUCAUCUAG